AUGACCACCAAUGACACCGUUAGUACCCCUGGUAACUAUACAGAUUUCGAAAGGUUCAAUCCUUUCAAAGACAAUCAAGACGAACUAUUGCAUGUAAGCUGGACUUCAUUGCAACAAAUAUAUCCAAACCUCUCUCUCUAUGGUGGCCCAACAGUAAUCUUCCCCGUACAGUUAUUCUACGUUAUUGGCACGGCAAAGGGAUCCGUCAUUAUAUUCACCAAAACACAAUUUGUUCAAUCUGUGUUGUCCCCCUCUAUUAAGGAUUUUAGAUCUAAAGUUACUUCCAUUGACAUUAACCAGGAUGGAACUCAUAUUUGCGCAGGUUAUGAAUCUGGUGACAUUUUCAUCUGGGACCUAAAUUCAGACGCUGAUAAUGAAUCCAACUCAAAUCAAAAAGAGGCCGUGCUGCAUAUUGCCUCGCAUAAGGGACACAUGUUUAAUGGGAUCAGUUUCAUUCCGGGGAAGCAUACAAAUAUAGUGGCGAGCGACUCAACAGGACACAUAGUUAUCCAUAAAGGUAAUAGAAACCAUCUUUGGCAGCUUGUCCCAAGUUCAAAGGAGAUAAUGCGACUAAAUCCUAUGACAAACCCUUUACUUAUGACAAGAAUACGAAAUAACGGCGAAAAUUAUGAGGCUGAACAUUUAAUGGCCGUACUUUCCAGCCGAUCGUUUGCAAUAAUAUCACUAUCCGCUCCUACGAUGUAUACUUCAAGGCUAGUUGAGCUGCCAUCCAAAAAUUCAUCUGCCUUCGGUUAUAUUGCCUGGAAUAGUUUUAAUAUGAACCAAGUGGCAUUCUCUGUGGAUAAUCAGCUAAGUUUGAUAGAUUUAGAGAAUCUGCAAUUUCAAUGGUCAUAUGAAGCUCCAGAGCCUAUUUGCAAGAUAGAUUGGCUCACAGAUAAAAUAAUGACUAUUUUACUGGUUUCAAACAGGUUACUUUUUAUCGAUACCAAUGCGCCUAAUAAUGAAGAAGAUAACGCAGUUCUCACAUCAAUAGAUCUACUAGUUAGCGAUAUCAUUGUUCCGAACUCCGAAAACCAUUUUGCAGCGAUUGGAAGCAAAAUCGUUGUUCUUACUAAUUAUUGCUUAAAAGUUGGUAAACUCAAUUCAUGGUCCGAUAUUGUUUUAUACCACAUCCAUCAGGGGAAUUAUAUAAAUGCAUUGGGAACGCUAGGUUUCUGCUUACAAAAAACAACUUCUGACUCUAUUAUCGGGCUAUUACGUUUGGAAAAAGAAUAUGAUAAAAGAAUGGAACAAAUUGAGCCAUCAUUCAAUAAUUUGACCCUUGCAACAGUACAGUAUCUACUAAAGCAGAGCAAUAUAGACUACGAAAAAGUAAUGGAAACUGCCUCGUUAGUGUUUGACUUGGGCAUGAUAUUUUCCAAGGAAAAAAUGUAUGGAUUAUUAGAACAAGUAGGGGAGGCCUUGAUGAUAAAGCACAAUGAUGAAUUUCAAGAGGUCUUGUAUGAAAAAAUAGUAAAUGGGACUGUUACUUACUUAUCUCCCAUUCUCUUCAAAGCCGUGAUGGAAUACACUGUUUCAUCAGGUAUGGAAAGGCGAUUAGAAACAAUACUAUUGUCACUUGAUAUCUCUACAUUGGAUAUAGACUACGCCAUGAGAAUCUGUAAAGAAUUCCAAUUAUAUCCCGCUAUUUUUUACUUGUGGAACACAAUUUUAGACGACUAUCAACGCCCAUUAGCUGACAUCAUUCUAUUUUUUGCUGGGAAGUCCGAAGAAUGCGUUAUAAUAGACGAAAAUGUCAAAAGUGCUAUGUUAUUUGAUUAUCUCGAAUCUACAAUAACUGGCAGAAUAUUUCCAACUGAAAAAAGACUCGUGUCUGCAGAAGAAUUGAAAGUGAAAAAUGAAUACUAUAAUCUACUGUUCAGUGGUUCGACAACCGAAUUCCCGGUUGGCAGCGGAUCUAAACUCUUAACAAAGGCUACUGCAACAGAAGAACCAGUGUUUCCGUAUGCAUCUCUUCUCUUAGAUAAGGAUGCAGGAGGGUUUUUGAAAGUGCUUGAUGUUUCUUUUGAGGACGCUGUAUUCAACGAAUCCCCAGAUAGAACAUUUCAAUUUACGAGACAGUAUUUGAUCGAUGCUCUUUUGGAUAUUCUGCGGGAUUCUGUGCAAGAUUCUGUUAAAGUUCAAAUUUCCAUUUUCAUUUGUAAAAACCUUCCAAAAUACUCGCAAUUUAUCAGAUUAACAAAUACAGUAAUCGAAUCUCUUAUUGAUAUCAUUUACUCUAACAAAAUCAAAGAGUUAGAGGAACCUUCAGAACAGUGUUUGGAAGCAUUGCUUUCAUUCUACACCCCAACCGAUGUCAAUUUGCUAAUUGAAAAGUUCUCUCAGUCAUCUUUUUACCAUGUUAAAUUAUUGUUGUACAAAAAGGCAGCAAGAUAUGCUGAUUACCUGUCUCUCUUCCUAAGUGAUACAAACAAUAACAUGUCACAAGAUAGCUUGCUGUCAUGCCUUAAACUAUGUCAGCGAGCAAGCGAAUCGUCCCCGGUUAUUCAUCAUCAACUCAAUGAGGUAAUAUGUCAUAAUUUCGAAAAGAUAGUGACAUCUUUCCAAGAUAUGGAUGUCCUAGUCUCUAUAAUAGAAUGUUUUGAUAGUUCUCUACAAAGCAAUAUACUUUCAGUUUCUGAUAAAAAAUUGGUACUGCAGUAUCUUCGCUGUCUGUUUUGUAAAGACUAUCAUUUAUCAGGCCCCUUUUUGAAAGAAGCUAGAAUAAAAUAUCUUUCUCUCUUAUACGAGAACAAUGAUGAGGAGAAUAUAACAACAUGGAUCGAGACUGUAGAUCUGAAAAAUGUUGACAUUGAUAGUGUCGUUCAUAUAAUUAACAACUAUAAUGAUUCCAAAACCCUUGUGAAACUCUUUAUAAGAUUACAGAGGUACAAAUCAGCCAUUAAUGAAAUCAAUUCAAGAAUAAACGCAUUAUUGAAAGACAAGAAUUUGGAAGGUAUAAACGAAUUCUUAGAUUUAGGAAUUGUGGUUUCGCAAAGUUCUGACAAUGCUACAGAAGAAUGGGUAGCACUGCUAUCCAACUUAGUCUCUCAAUAUCCUUCUUUGACGGAUGAACAGAAAAGUAUGUGUGACCGAAGUUUACAGAAGCUUUUCAUUAAACUCUCCGACAGAAAAGAUGAGAAUACAACCAACUAUAAUGAUAAUUACUUUGGUGCUAUUAUAAUGCAGAUUUUCGAGGACAAAUCUCUUAUACUCAACAAAAUACAAGAUAUUAAAACAGUUCUGUUGAAUAUCUUCACAGCAUAUUCCGUUGAAGAAACUACUAAACUUUUAAUACUACAAAUUAUUAACCAAUCUGCAUCUUUGGAUGUGUCCACCUAUAUUCGUAAGCGUAGAGAAGGAUGGGCUAUUAAGUCGUAUGAGUGCGAAGUCUGUGGUAAAAAAAUAUGGGGAAUUGGCAUUGAAAACAAAAUUUUCGAUAUAUGGGAGAAAAACAGGACGUUAGACGGAAAAAAAUCAGAAAUAGGUGACAGUGGGAUCUUAGUGUACAGCUGUGGCCAUGGAUUUCAUGAAACUUGUUUAAAAAACAUGGGACAGCAUGCUGAAAGCUAUCAUUGUUUGCUCUGUGAUGAUCAUUGA
Molecule: messenger RNA, 3600 nt
Organism: Kluyveromyces marxianus DMKU3-1042
Lineage: Eukaryota; Fungi; Ascomycota; Saccharomycetes; Saccharomycetales; Saccharomycetaceae
Gene: VPS8
Product: CORVET complex membrane-binding subunit VPS8
Exons: 1
Coding region: 1-3600 (1199 amino acids)
Biological process (GO): endosomal vesicle fusion; protein targeting to vacuole
Cellular component (GO): HOPS complex; late endosome
Molecular function (GO): protein binding
Source: RefSeq, a predicted model, not a curated record